Molecule: messenger RNA, 1303 nt
Organism: Manacus vitellinus (golden-collared manakin)
Lineage: Eukaryota; Metazoa; Chordata; Aves; Passeriformes; Pipridae
Gene: YBX3
Product: Y-box binding protein 3
Exons: 9
Coding region: 16-705 (229 amino acids)
Biological process (GO): regulation of gene expression
Cellular component (GO): nucleus
Molecular function (GO): nucleic acid binding
Source: RefSeq, a predicted model, not a curated record
CUGGGAUUCUGUGACAUGUCUGAUAUUGCGGUGACCAAAACCGCACACGCUGUUCAAGCCACCAAAGUUCUUGGCACAGUCAAGUGGUUCAAUGUCAGAAAUGGAUACGGCUUUAUCAACAGAAAUGAUACCAAAGAAGAUGUGUUUGUUCAUCAGACGGCGAUAAAGAAAAACAACCCCCGGAAGUACCUGCGCAGUGUUGGUGAUGGAGAGACUGUGGAAUUUGAUGUGGUCGAGGGAGAAAAGGGUGCAGAAGCAGCCAAUGUCACUGGUCCAGACGGAGUCCCUGUGGAAGGCAGCCGCUACGCCGCCGACCGGCGCCGCUACCGACGGGGCUACUUCGGCCGACGCCGUGGGCCACCUCGGAGUCAGGGUGCUGAGGGAGAAAUCAAGGAUGGGGUCACAGAAGGAGGACAACUUCAGCAAGUGCACAGGAAUCCUACUACCUACCGGCCCCGCUACCGCAGAGGGCCCCCUCGCCCACGCCCUGCCCCAGCCACCGGGGAGGCCGAGAACAAGGAGAACCACCACGAGGCCAGCGCCAUGGGCCAGCAGCCCCUUCGCCGCGGCUACCGCCGCCCCUACAACUACCGGCGCCGGCCCCGUCCUGCCAGCGCUCCAGCUCAGGAGGGCAAAGAGACAAAGGUAACUGAACCACCUGCUGAAACUCCUGCUCCAGUGACAGAGCAGGGUGGUGCUGAGUGAUGCCCGGCUCCCCAGGCACCUGUACCAUCCCUCAGGUGUCCUAAAAUACAGCUCAAAAGUAACACCAAAGAAACACACAAGCAAUAAAUUGUCAACAGUGAUGACCAGAGCGAAGAUUUGACCUACGGAAAUGCAAAAGGAAACAAAACUUACCAGCAGCUGAGAUCCAGGGAACGCCUACAAGAGAGAUGCAUGAGAGAGAAAAGAGAGCGAGGUUCAGAAAGAACAACCUCCCUAGUUUUCAACAGCAACUGUGGAGCUUUUGUUUUUUGGGUUUUGUUUUUUUUUUUUUCCUAGAAUUUCACUGUUUUGCUAGUAAUGAAUUUUUCAAUUUUUCAAUUUUUCUUUUGGUAUCAAACUGAAAAGGGAAAAAAAAGCAACCAAAGAACUAAAAAUUGAAACAAAAAAUGCUUUUUUUUUAUUGGAUGCUGGUGCUAAACCUCCCAAGUGUGAUGAGUUGUUUUUUUCUGUGCCAGUCCUGAUCACUGCAGGACGUGGGGAGGAGAAACUUCCGCUUUCCUUGUUAAGAUCUAUUUGAAACUGUGCAGCAUUGGGUGACGUUCCUCACAAAUAAAAGUGAUUUCAGUUACUCAAAGAA